Necator americanus (New World hookworm) is the source of this 1113-nucleotide messenger RNA. RefSeq lists its product as uncharacterized. Gene Ontology annotation, molecular function: serine-type endopeptidase inhibitor activity. The record is from RefSeq and is a predicted model, not a curated record. Bases 1 to 1113 code for a protein of 370 amino acids. Lineage: Eukaryota; Metazoa; Nematoda; Chromadorea; Rhabditida; Ancylostomatidae. The transcript is spliced from 10 exons.
AUGGAUAACACAGAUCGCAUGAUUCUGGCCGCUGAAACGGAUUUCGGGUUAAAGCUGCUUCAACAGCCACCCGUCAUGCAGCCCAGUGUGGUCUCACCGCUAUCUGUGCUGUUCGCUUUGGCGAUGGUCCAAAUAGGAUCAAAGGGAAACACCAAAACACAGAUCAAUAAAGUAAUUUCCCACGGCAGAUCGGAUGAAAAUACUAUCGGCUACUAUUCUCGUUUAGCAAAAGAAGUUGGAAAAACAGGUGACGACGGAUUGCAAAGCUUAGUUGCAAAUGGAUUUUUUAUAGAUGGAAGAUAUGAAAUUAACGAAGAAUACCGGAAUCGGAUCACAGAGAAAUUUUCCGCACAAUGCACCUCUCUUGAUUUCAAACGUGAGAAAGAAUCAGCUGAAGUCAUCAAUAAUUUUGUUAGUAAUGCUACGCAAGGAAGAAUCAAGACAAUGGUUAAUGAAAGAACGAUCAGAGAUGCUCAUUCACUCCUGUUAAAUGCAAUCUACUUCUCAGGUGUUUGGAAGGACAAAUUUUCCAGGAAAAAGUCAUUCAUGGCCAAAUUCUUCAAAACUCCACAAAGAACUAAGCGGAUUCGUUUUAUGAAUGCGUACAAUGUACGAAGAUCCUACACUGAAAACAAUGAUAUGCAGGUUCUAUCCUUAGCUUACACGGAUCCCGCAUAUGCAAUGAAUAUUUUUCUGCCCAAAAAAAGAUUUGGACUUCGCGAACUUCUCCAUAAUCUAAAUGGAACCACAAUUCAAAAUUUGCUCUCUCAACUUAAAAAUACUUCAGUUACGAUCACUGUACCAACGAUGAAACUGAAUAAAAACGUUGAACUGAAAGAAUCCUUAAUGGCAAUGGGUGUCAUCGAUUUGUUCUCCGAAAACGCGGAUCUCUCUGGAAUCACCAAAACAAGGAAUCUAAAAAUUUCUGAUGCUACACAUAGGGCUCUUAUUGAAAUGAACGAGGAAUUAACGACAGCAGCAGGUGCUACAAGUUUCAGAUUCUCCUAUAAGAGUUUGACGAGAAAUGCAAGAUUUUUCGCCAAUCAUCCAUUCCUUUUUAUUGUGACCAAAUCCGGACAUCCGUUGUUUAUGGGAAAAUUCAUGAAUGAAUGA